AUGGCCACUUCGCAGAACGGACAACCUACUGCCUUUUCUGACAUUCCAAACGAAAUCGUGUUGCGAAUUUUUGGGUGUGCAACGUUUGUACCUGGGGCUCUAGAGGCAGAUGUCAGCGACCCAUUCGAGGCCUCACAACCUCUCAAGUUUGAUAUGGGGCACCAAAUCAAAUCCCUACAGAUGGCCCUCGACACAAAAUAUUCUCUCGUCCGGGUGUGCAAACGAUGGCGCACUUUGGCUAUGCCGAUUCUGUAUGAAGCCGUUUCCAUCCAUGGGCUUGAUGGACUAUAUUCAGUAUACCAGGAUUUGAGGAAUCCCAACCUGCAGCAAGCACCAGAUCUGGGUUGGUGGGUCCGUCGUAUGGACUUGACACUGCACGAUCUUGUCGGAGAGUUUGAAGAGAUCGAGGACAGCGUUCUCUCUAUGAUCGCCUAUGUCUUCAGCCGCCUGCCAAACCUCCAGAUCCUUGUCGUCUCAAUUGAUACUUCCGCGGUCGAGGACAUGGAUGUCGACGAUGACUCCCCUCCAAACAGACCAAUUGUCGACUUGGUUUGUGGUACGAUCGGCGCACACUGCAUGCCAUCCCUGCGAAUGUUAUCUUGGGAAAGUGAACCGCGGCCAGACAGUGGAAUAAUUACAGCUUUACUCGGAAAGCAACUAUAUUUGCAAACCGUGAUGAUCGGCGGCGGCGAUGGCGCUGACAUUUGCCCGGCUACUCUCCCCCAACUCCCUUACCUCGAUUUCAUCACCUUGAUACACGGUGACAAUGAAGGGCACGGAAUCAGCGGAACCGCCUCCUUCCCCGCCCUCCGACAAGUACACAUUCGAUGGAUUGAUGAAGAUUUUGACUGCAUUCGGCAGUUUUUAGCUUUCCAAGCUCCUAGACUCACCACUUCAUACAUCUCCCUUAACGAAACGACUGGCGACUCCCUGUAUCCAGUUCUCGAAAUGAAUUGCCCAAACCUGUCUCACCUUAUCCUCAUUGGCCUUGUAUGGCGGGAUUUUCUCCACGAUGAACCCAAACUACCUUUUCCCUCCAGGGUCACACACCUCGGUAUUUCAUGCAAACAAUUGCGGGCGAGCGAUCAGGAAUACAUCAAUCUCUUCACCUGGAUAAUAGCCCGCAUGCAUCGGUCGAUAAGAAUAAUACGUUUCAUGGACGCAAGCGUAUCAGAGGACUUACGACACAGGCAUUCAGGGAUCCUCGCUCACGCACUUUUACCAUUCGCUGGUAGUAAUAUACGCGUAGAAGACAAUGAGGGAAACAAUUUCUGA
This is a messenger RNA of Heterobasidion irregulare TC 32-1, 1275 nucleotides long. RefSeq lists its product as uncharacterized. The record is from RefSeq and is a predicted model, not a curated record. Lineage: Eukaryota; Fungi; Basidiomycota; Agaricomycetes; Russulales; Bondarzewiaceae. The transcript has a single exon. Bases 1 to 1275 code for a protein of 424 amino acids.